This is a messenger RNA of Pyrgilauda ruficollis (rufous-necked snowfinch), 3471 nucleotides long. It is a transcript of the gene HIC2, whose product is annotated as HIC ZBTB transcriptional repressor 2. The transcript is spliced from 4 exons. Bases 844 to 2556 code for a protein of 570 amino acids. Gene Ontology annotation, cellular component: nucleus. The record is from RefSeq and is a predicted model, not a curated record. Lineage: Eukaryota; Metazoa; Chordata; Aves; Passeriformes; Passeridae. Gene Ontology annotation, biological process: regulation of transcription by RNA polymerase II. Gene Ontology annotation, molecular function: DNA-binding transcription factor activity, RNA polymerase II-specific; protein binding; RNA polymerase II cis-regulatory region sequence-specific DNA binding.
UGGCAAUAUUACUGCCGAGGAGCUCGCCAUCGCAAUUGAGGGAACCGAGAGGGCUGGUUGCUGCCCGGUCCCGGGAGCACGGCGCCGCGGAGCCGGACCGGGCUCUGCAUCUCCCGGCGCGCCGGUGCCGGUGCCAGCUCGGCGGCGGGGGAGCCGGGCUUUUUGUGUUUUUUUCUGGUUGCAUUUAAAAGCAAAGCAAAGCCGGGGAGGGGAGUGGGGGCGGGGGAGGCUGCGUGCCGGCCCCCUGCGCGGUGCGCGGCCCGGGGAGCCCCGCGGUGCCCGCAGCGCCCAGCCCGUGCCCGGCCCCUUUGGUACGGGGCGAGAGCCGCGGGGAAGUCAAUUAUUGACUUCUGCUUGGCCGGGUCCCAGGUGGAAGUGGGCACGGCGGCGGCGGGCGGCUCUCGGCGCGCCCCCCGUUAUCGGGGCCGCCAGCCGCGCUCCUCCCGGGGGCUCCGCGGCCGCCGGACACCGCGCCCGGCCCCGCCGCCGCCCGGAGAACGCCAGUGUACACACGGGGUCUGGGCACUCGAAUCUUCUGCUGCGAAAUCCGCAUCCUCUGAGAACUCGGGUGGCCUGGGCGCUUCCAGAGACGGGAAGCUAUUCUGUUCUGAAUCAGCAUGGGAUAGAGUGCCUAGAAGACGUUCAGACCAAGCACAGCUAGCGCGUCCCUGCUGGUUCUCCAUUCUGCAUCCGUGCAGCCACGUUCUAUUGAUGGCCUGUUGUGAUUUCAAUGGAACAUCAUGGGAUGUACCUGGCACGUCGGGCAGCACUGGAUGGAGGUGCCUUUAGCCCAAUGUACCUGGCAUGGUGGUAAGGUGAAGGCGAGAGGAAGAGAAGGUGGAGAUGGAACUGCCAAAUCAUGCCAAACAACUGCUACUGCAGCUGAACCAGCAACGAGCCAAAGGUUUCCUCUGUGAUGUGAUCAUUGUGGUAGAAAAUGCCCUGUUUCGUGCCCAUAAGAACAUCCUGGCAGCCAGCAGCAUGUAUUUCAAAUCCCUUGUCCUGCAUGACAACCUGAUAAACUUAGACACGGACAUGGUGAACCCCACCGUGUUCCGGCAGAUCUUGGACUUUAUUUAUACUGGCAAGCUCUUAACGACUGACCAGCCUGGUGAACAGAACUUUAAUGCUCUCCUCACCGCAGCAAGCUACCUCCAACUGCACGACCUGGCAGCUCUCUGCAGAAAGAAGCUGAAGCGGAACGGCAAGUCCUUUGCUGGCAAGGCCGGUGGCCUUGGUGUUGGGAGAUCUGCCAGGAGUCAGAGACUUUCCACUGCUUCAGUCAUCCAAGCUCGCUAUUCAGGGUCAAAUGAGGGGUUGAAGGGCUCGCACUCAAAGGAGCUGUCAAAGGGAAAGCUCUCUGAUGACGAGGUCUUCAUCAGCAGCUCCAACCAAGAGAACUGUCACUCCUUAAGCAGGGGAACCAGCAAGAACGGUGGUGGGAGCAGCAGUGCGAAUGGGAGCACCGGUGACCAGGAGCUAGGCCUUGACCUGUCCAAAAAAAGCCCCUCGCUCCCUGUCGCAGCCUCCCACGAUGACACGCAGCACAGCGAAAGCCAGCACGGCUCUCCCCAAUCUGCCUCAGCCCCUGCAGCCAACAGUGCCUCAUCGUUCGACGAGUCUGGCGUCGGAGCCCCCCACAGCAUGGCGGACAGCAGCGACCCCAUGGAGAUGGAUCUGAGCGAGGAGUGCCACCACUCACUGACAGAGAGCAGCCAGCGCAAGGGCCUCCGGCACUCGUCCCGCAAGAAGGAGUGGAUCAAGAAAGACAACGCCUUUGACCGAAAGGAAGGGGGCAAAGACAGGGACGAGGGUGAAGGGCUGCCCAAUGGUAUCCUCCUGGGGCCCUUGUCCAAGUCUGUGGAGAGGAGUCUAGCCGGGGCCUACGGGGCAGACCUGCCCUACCCGUGUAAGGAGGAGGUAGAAAACGGUAAGGAGAACAGUGACGACAGUGGCCAGAGUGAGAGUGAGAGCGGCGGCCAUACCAGUGCCAACUAUGUCUACCGGCAGGAGGGGUUUGAGCCAGUGGCCUACGGUGACAACCUGUAUGUCUGUAUCCCCUGUGGCAAAGGCUUCCCGAGCUCUGAGCAGCUCAAUGCCCACGUGGAAACGCACACCGAGGAAGACCUUUACAUCAAGGAGGAAGGCACAUACGGCAGCAAGGAUGAAGCUGAGGAUUUGUCCAACCCCAAUCAGUCCUACGCUGCGGAGUCCCGGCCCUUCAAGUGUUCAGUGUGUGAGAAGAGCUACAAGGAUCCAGCCACACUGCGGCAGCACGAGAAGACUCACUGGCUGACGCGGCCCUUCCCUUGCAACAUCUGCGGCAAGAUGUUCACACAGCGUGGCACCAUGACACGGCACAUGCGCAGCCACCUGGGGCUCAAGCCCUUUGCUUGCGAGGAAUGUGGGAUGCGCUUUACCCGGCAGUACCGACUAACAGAGCAUAUGCGUGUCCACUCAGGAGAAAAACCUUACGAAUGUCAACUGUGUGGUGGGAAAUUCACCCAGCAGCGCAAUCUGAUCAGCCACCUGCGAAUGCAUACCUCUCCCACAUAAGCCAAAGACUCCAGAAUGAGCUUCAAGCCCAUCCGCAGUGAUUUACCUUUCUGUAGACUUGCUGCUUAAAAAAAAAGAAAAAAGAAAAAAAAAAAACAAACAAAAAAGGGGGCAACUCCCCAUACUCUGUUCAGUCAUGAGAGGCCUAAACAAAUGUAGCUUUAACAUUUAAAAAAAAAAGUUCAUUUUUUUUCCUUUUUUUAAAAAAAGAAAGGUCCACAGCCAAGCUGAUGCAUUUAGUCCCAGUCUCCCUUCAAAUUUUGAUGACCUGGCAAGAAAUGCCUCUUCUUUUUGCACACAUUGACUUCAUUGCCAUAUUGUUUAUCUGGAGCAGGUAAGGGGAUCUUGGGGAACUUUCAGCCUCUGCUGGCUCCCCCCUCCCUGCCUCUUUUUGUGUUCCUGUCAUUGUACUCACCUCUUCUCCUAAAACCAAACUCAGUAGGGGUAUUUCUUGCCAUUAAAAAAAAACCAACAAAAUACACCUUUUCAGUGGCCUAAGUAGCUGUGAAAUAACAGCAUUCUCAAGUGCAGAAGCUGUGUCUGUGGACCAUCUCACAGGGCUGGCAGCCCCUCCAGAGACUGUGGGAAAGCCACAGCGGUGGUGGAGCCCAGCCCUAUCUGCUGGGCUGGCGAUGGUGUGGGGAGCAGCUCCCAGGGCUGCACCAGUCCCAGUACUUCAUUUCAACAAAUGGCGAAGCCUCCCUUACCAUCCCUCCCCAUUUUGGUUUUGAUCUUUGUCCUUGGCACACAUAACCAUGUGCCACCUUCUCCCAUAAAACACGCAAACCUCUUUUGCCUUACCCAUGACUGAACAGGGACUGGAUGCCCUGGGAAUUUCCUUCAGUGAGCAGGGGGUCGUCUUUACUUUUCUAGUAGUUUCGUAUGAAUAUUCUUUGCUUAGAGGUACUUGUUUUA